AUUUUCCGUGUGUUUCGGUCUAUUGGGAAACUAAUUGCCGAUCAAGCCAACUGGAUACCUCUUUUCCAUUGGGAUGAAACACACAUGAAGCGCCUGAACUGCAACGGCGUAUGCGUGCUAGUGAUCGGUAAGGAUGGAGUUUACUACUGA
Phytophthora sojae is the source of this 150-nucleotide messenger RNA. RefSeq lists its product as hypothetical. The transcript has a single exon. NCBI's taxonomy places the organism in Eukaryota, Oomycota, Peronosporomycetes, Peronosporales, Peronosporaceae. The record is from RefSeq and is a predicted model, not a curated record. The annotation marks the transcript as partial.